AUGUCUGUCAAAGUCACAUUGUAUGAAUUGGCGGAUCUCUCCAUAGGGACCCCUGAGAUUGGCGUUAUCAAUUUCAAUGCCCUCCACGCUCUCCUACAUAGUGUCAUCAGCUACCUCAACAUUCAAGAUAUUAAAGCAGAAGUGAAGAUGGACAGAGGUCCUCCAACCAAGCCAGAGAUGGCAUUGCUUUCUGCUGCAACUGAGGCAGGACCUCGUGAUUUAUUGGGCCAAGAGGCAUUAUUAAAAGAGAAGGAGGACAAAGAAGGCAUUUUGAAAGAGGAGCCAGAUUCUCGGCUUGCUGACUUGGAAAAGAAACUAAAGCUGAUGGAGAACAAUCUCCGUGGCGUGAAAGGUCAAAUUAAAGGGAUAGAAGGCCAGGUCCAAGGGGUAUUAGGUCAAGUCCAAGAAGUAGAAAAUCAAGUCAGUGGGGUGCAAAAUCAAAUUCAGGAAAUACAAGAGGAAGUCCAUGGAGUGCAAGAUCAAACUCAAGGAGUGCAGGAUAAAGUGAAAAGUAUGGGGAAAGACCUCAUAGGGUUUGAAAAGCAGAUUGCUGGACUGGAGAAGCUUCCUUCAGGUACUGAACUGAUAGAGAAGACCCAAAGUGGAUCCGGCGCAGCUGUAUCUGAUAUGUGGCAAAAGAUGCAGAUGCAGAAAAAGAUUGAAGCCAGUGAGAGUGGAAUCAACCAGGCUAUGGCUCUGUUACAAGAUUUAGUGGAUGAGACGAGCAACAUGAAAUCAGCCACAAGCAACUUGGAGGAUGAAGUAAAAAAAAUCAAGGAGCACUUAGCUGUGCUAGAUCCUCGUGGGUUUGAUGAUCGUUUAAAUGUUUGCCUGAGCGAUCAGAGUAGCUUGGAUCACGAUUUGAAAGAUUUAGAGAGGAGAUUAAACCAGUUCCCAUCUCCAGAAGAAAUGGUACGGUGGGAAGUUCUUGAAGAUAUCCUUGUGAAGGGCAAGAGCCCAUCUCCCCAGACAAGUCCAGUCCAACACUCUCCAACUGGUUCAACCUCACCAGAAGGCAAAACUGUAGGAUCUCCAGAAACUCAGCCUGGCACUGCUACCCACAGAACACAAGGAGGACCGAGGCCACCAACUGGAUUACCAGGGGUCCAGGCAGGAGCACCAGGGGCUCCAAGUGGAGCAGCUGUCCCUGGAGCACAGCCAGGCCCUUAUCCUGGUGUACCUGGGGCCCAGCCUGGAGCUCCUGGAGCCCAGCCUGGAGCUCCUCCUGGAGCCCAACCACCCUAUCCUGGAGCUCCUGGAGCGCAACCACCCUAUCCUGGAGCCCAGCCUGGUGCUCCUGGAGCCCAAGGCUUUUAUCCUGGGGGACCUGGGGCCCAGCCUGGAGCCCAGCCUGGAGCUCCUGGAGCCCAACCACCCUAUCCUGGAGCUCCUGGAGCGCAACCACCCUAUCCUGGAGCCCAGGUUCUUUAUCCUGGGGGACCUGGGGCCCAGCCUGGAGCUCCUGGAGCCCAACCACCCUAUCCUGGAGUACCUGAGGCCCAGCCUGGAGCUCCUGGAGCCCAAGGCCUUUAUCCUGGGGGACCUGGGACCCAACCUGGAGCUCCUGGAGCCCAGCCACCUUAUCCUGGAGCUCCUGGAGCGCAACCACCCUAUCCUGGAGCCCAGGUUCUUUAUCCUGGGGGACCCGGGGCCCAGCCUGGAGCUCCUGGAGCCCAACCACCCUAUCCUGGAGCACCUGAGGCCCAGCCUGGAACCCAGCCUGGAGCUCCUGGAGCCCAAGGCCUUUAUCCUGGGGGACCUGGGGCCCAGCCUGGAGCUCCUGGAGCCCAACCGCCCUAUCCUGGUGCACCUGGGACCCAGCCUAGAGCUCCUGGAGCCCAACCACCCUAUCCUGGGGUACCUGGGGCCCAACCUGGAGGUCCUGGAGCCCAAAUCCCCUAUCCUGGAGCACCUGAGACCCAGCCUGGAGCUCCUGGAGCCCAAGGCCUUUAUCCUGGGGGACCUGGGGCCCAGCCUGGAGCUCCUGGAGCCCAACCACCCUAUCCUGGAGCACCUGGGGCCCAGCCUGGAGCUCCUGGAGCCCAAGGCCUUUAUCCUGGGGGACCUGGGACUCAGCCUGGAGCACCUGGGGCCCAGCCUGGAGCUCCUGGAGCCCAAGGCCUUUAUCCUGGGGGACCUGGGACUCAGCCUGGAGGUUCUGGAGCUCAGGCACCCUAUCCUGGAGCUCCUGGAGCCCAGCCUGGAGAUCCUGGAGUUCCUGGGACCCAGCCUGGAGUUCCUGGAGUCCAAGCCCCCUAUCCUUGGGCACCUGGAGCCCAGGCUCCAUAUCCUGAGGCAGCUGGAGCUCAAGCCCAGGCUCCAUAUCCUGAGGUUUCAGAGGCCCAACCUGGAGCUCCUGGGGCUCAACCACCCUAUCCUGGGGCACCCGGAGCUUCUGGGCUCUAUCCUGGGGCACCUGGGGCUCAAGCUCCAUAUCCUGGUGCUCCUGGGGCCCAACCUGGUGCUCCUGGGACUCAACCUGUCUAUCCUGGAGCUUUAACUUGGACACAACCUGGAUAUCCUGGCACCCCUGGAUUCUAUCCUGGAGCCCCAACUGGAUAUCCUGGCCAGCCUGGAGGGCCUGGGCUUUUUCCACCUGGAUAUCAACUUCCUGCCUUACCUGCUGCUCCAGCAGGUCAAUUGACUGUGCCACCUGUGCUAGAUGUUGGAGCUGCGCCUCCAUCAUCUCCCCUCUUCCCCUCCACCACUGCUAUGGGGUAUUCUGAGACCCCCUCAACCAAUUUGGCUCCAACUCGCUAUGCGGAGACGCUGGAUGCCCUGCGCUCCCUUUCACAGCUGAAUGACCUCUACCAAACUCUCAGAGACCAAAUCGCCAUGCUGGACUACUACAAGUGUGGCCAUUCUGAUCUCCGCAGGCUACAGGACUUCCUCACUGAUGCACUUUAUAAGACCUUUGCUACCAUCCCACCUAAUCUGUCAGAAAAACUUGAUGCUAUGCGUUCUUUGGAAGAAGACUUCAAAUCUGAGAAAGAGGUGUUAAGGAGGAUUCAGAAUGCAAUUGAAGGAGAAUUGCCGGGAGAAGAGGUAGAGAAAAUAGAGGGAGCUAAUCAAAUCACCCUGCAAGUAGGUUAUCUCAGAGCAACGGUGCAUGAUAUAGAGAAAGAGCUAAAGGAACUGAGACAGAAACAAGAUACAGGGAAAGCCAAAUUGGAGCAGUCGAUGACAGAUAAUGCCUAUUACCUCCAGGAGCAGUUAGACAAGCUUAGAUCUGUCAUAGAGAACAUGAUGUCCUCCUCGUCAACCUUGCUGUCCAUGAGCAUGCCACCCAUUCCAGAAUCUGGUGCAGCUCAAGUCCAAGGCACGUGUGCAGCCUGCAGCUUAGAUGUCAGUGAGAAGGUUAGCCAGUUGUUCAAGCGCUACGAGCAGCUGCAGGACUCAGUCAACAACUUCAUGUUGAGGCAGGCAGAAAGCAAAACGAAGAAACCCAAGCAACGCCAGGAAGAAGAGAUGCUCAACCAAAUCCAGAGUACUAUCCUGCAAGUCCAAGAAGAUUGUGAGAAGCUGAAUGCCACUACUGGCAAUCUUGUUGAAGAUCAUCACCAGAAACAGAAAGAGAUCAGUGCAUUGUACAAAUCACUGGAGAAACUGGAAAAUGAAAAAGUUGACAAAGAUUCCCUAGAGACCGAAAUCCAUGUGAAAGCAGAUAAGACUGCCCUUGCGGCAAAAGUCAGUCGCACCCAGUUUGAUGCCACCACAGAACAGCUACAUAAGAUGAUGCAGGAACUCCUAAAUAAGAUGGUUGGGCAGGAACAAGACUGGCAGAAAAUGCUGGACAAACUCUUGAUUGAAAUGGACUCCAAGCUGGACCGCUUAGAACUGGAUCCAUUUAGGCAGCAGCUGGAGGAUCGUUGGAAAGAUAUUCGGAAACAGUUGAAGCAAAGGGUUCCACAAGAUGAAGGCGAUGAGGCUGCAGGGAUCAGAAGGAGACUCCUGGCUCACUUCCACUGCAUUUCUUGUGACCGACCCUUAGAGAUGGUGGUGCCUGGCCCGCGAAUUACGACUCUCCCAGCUGUUCCAGGUUUACCUGCUCAUCAAUCUCUCCGGCCAUAUAUGGUUUAUGAAAUGGAACAAAUCAGGCAACUGAACCGCAAAGAGAGACUUCCGGAGAUGGCUGACUUUAGCUACAUGAAUGUACCUCGACACUGUGGAGGCAGCCAUACCCUCACCCAUCCAUUCAGACGCUAUGUGAAACUGCAACAGUUCAGCCAGAGUAUGCCCUCUAUCCAGCCAGAUGAAAGCACUAUGAUGGCCAUGAUGAAGCAUGAAGAAGUAGAUAUACUGGGUCUUGAUGGUCAUAUUUACAAAGGACGUAUGGAUACACAUCUUCCUUCAAUAACCGGAAAAGAAUAUGUCCCAAGAACAAGAAGCAAGCUCGCUCGGUCUUCCUCACAAAGGCAUCACCCCAUGCUCAGUGACCUGGCCAACCUCCCCACUCGCCCCCACACUGCGAAACUGUCCGUGGGCAGCACAUCAGCUAAAUCAAUAACAGACAAGUCUGCCUCUCCGUUAAGGAACUCGGAAGAGCCUGGAAAUUUGGAGAGAGAAACUUUUGAGGUCCGAAUGACGAUUGCCUCGAGACAACGGUCUGAUGAGCAGUCUACCUAAGCCAAGAGGAUCCAGUUUUGUACUUGCGUAAAAUACAGUUCUCACUGAUGAAGCCAGAUAAUAAAGAGUGUUCUAAAGGAGAAGGGUGCAGAUCUUUUGCUGCCAUGGAGUCCUGGCCUUCUGACUAUGCCCACUCUGCUUUUUCCGAUAGUGAUGUCCCCGGAGGAAUCUGCUAGUGGGUGGAGCAGGGGUAGGUGUAGAAAGUGGUGGUGGUGGGCUUUCUUCUGCAUUGUUCCACUGAGUCUACAGGUCAUUCAUUUUACCCAUACUCAAUUUCAGUACAAAAUCCACUAUAUAAACUGGCUAAAGAAUAGCUGAUUUUAAGCAUCAGCUUGUCUCCCUUUUCUAUUUGUUGCUUUGUGUCCACAAUCAAAUAUAAAAAUGGCCAUAUAAAAGAAAGCCACUUUUGUAGUCUGAGAAUUUUUUCUCUGCUGUGUGACGAGAAAGAGAGACUGGAUCUAUCAUUUCUUGUCUAUCUAUCUCUAUCUCAGAAGUGGGCUGUCUUCUGGCCUGUCACGGGUGACAUAAUAUCAGUAUGUAAAUAUCUAUGUGUUUACAGAUUUUGCAUCCAUUGAGCAUUUUCUGGAAAGCUCAGAAAUCCUCGAGACUCUUCUUAAUGCAGAAAUCACAGCAAGUAAUGCUCUAACUCCUGGACUGAGCAAUCUCUGCAGUCAGUUUAUUAUGCAGAAACAGUAACUUCUAGAGAAUCAGUAGCAACUGUUAACAGCAAUAAAUCAAUAUGGAGGCAGAGUGAGGAGUUUAUAAACUUGUUCACACGUGGGUUGCACUGAGAUUUUAGGGUUGGUGGUGGGUAAGAUAGGCUUUAUGUAUUGUUAAUGAAUGUGCAGAUCUGUACAUAUGAACAUACACAUGUACAAGCACAUACCGAACACCAUCAAAUUAAUAACUGAUGCUGAUUCAGCCUUGCCUUAUUAAUAACAAGUUAAAUUUAAAAGUUUAAAUAAUAUAAAAAUUUUUGGCAAACUAUUUUACCCUGCCAUUCAUAAGGAUCAGUAGAAUUCCUAACUUUCCUCUGAUUCCAAAUCUGAGGUGUAUUUUGCUUCAGUGCAGGGCAGAGGAUAAUUGCUUGUUGGCAGCUGCUUUUAAAAAAACAUUAUUUUCCACUGAAAAACGCAAAAUAGCCAAGCAUUUAAAAAUAUCCACCCUGCCUCUGAGCCCCAUUGAAUUAGUGUGUUGCAUUAUGUGCAGGAUGAAACAAUGACAUGCCCUUGAUUGGUUGGUAUUCUGCAUCACCUUUAAAAGCAUUUAAUGUGCCGGUUGGUUAGCUGUAGUUGCCUUUAUCGCAGGGUGACUCUGUAAGCGAAUCGACACUUGAGCAGUCAAAAUUUAGUAGCAGAGCGAACCCAACAAAAAUAUUUCUAGACUUCACAAGACAAACAAUUAUUCCCUUGAUCUCAGGCAUGCAUUUGAAGUAAUCACACUGUUUCAGUUGGGCAAGCAACUAAUUCCGCUUCUCUGUGGCCAACACAUUUAGUUCCCUAGUGAAUCUUAAAUCACCGCUUUAGAAUUUAGUAAGCUUUCCAAACCAAACAAAACUUUGGUGGAAAAGAACAUUUGGUUUCCCAGUAUGGCUGUGGAUCUUUCAGUGCCUAGUUACAUAAUACAAAAUUCAGCCAGACUACACAAAUAUCUCAGUCUCUCAUCCUGCAACAGAAAGACUUCAUUGCAUUUUUUUUAAAACAUGCAGAGGAGCUAUUGUUCCUGAGCUUGAGAACCUCAGGCAAAUGUUUUGUAAGGAUGAGAAUGAGCACUUCUUUUCAAGAAUUUUUAUCUUGUAAUUUAGGUGGCUGCUCUGCUUUUUACUAAUAGCAUGCAAAGACUAGCAGUAUCAGACUGGACCAGGGCUCAGGGACCAGCAGUGGGGCUUCUCUGCCAACAUUGCUACCAUCUUGGCAGAAUGCCAGGAGCUGAAGUAAUGAUCUCCUGGACCCAAGGAAGGCUUCUUCAAUGGACUCCCUUUGAGUAUUAGUCAUCAAAAAGGCAAUGGCUACAUU
Ahaetulla prasina is the source of this 6641-nucleotide messenger RNA. RefSeq names its product glutamine rich 2 (gene QRICH2). Bases 1 to 4626 code for a protein of 1541 amino acids. The record is from RefSeq and is a predicted model, not a curated record. The transcript has 27 exons. Lineage: Eukaryota; Metazoa; Chordata; Lepidosauria; Squamata; Colubridae.